AUGGUUUGGCAAAUCGAUUUGAAAGGCAAGACUAUAGUAGUCACUGGAGGCAAUCGAGGAAUCGGUUUGGCUAUAAGUGAACAAUGUGCUCAAGCCGGUGCACACGUCGCUAUUAUUUAUAGAUCAAGUCAAGAUGCACCUGAAGUAGCCAAGAAGAUAGGUGAAAAGUAUGAGGUACAUUGCGAGGCAUACCAAGCGGACGUAGCGGAUCAAGCUGCCAUCUCAGAGUUAUUCAAGAAGAUCUACAAGGAUGUGGGUCCUGUUGCAGGCGUAGUUUGCAAUGCCGGUGUAAAUUACAAGAAACCAGCAAUCGAACUUACCAAAGAAGAUUUCGAUGAUAAUUUCGGACCGAAUGUAUGGGGUGUAUUCACUUGUGCUCAAGCAGCAGCUAAACUUUGGAAAGAACAUGAUUAUAAAAAUGGUAGAAUCGUUUUCGUUUCCUCUGUUGCUGCAACUAUAGCCAACAAAGGCGAAGCGCAAGCCUUCUAUAACCCCACAAAGGCCGCGGUCAAUUCCCUUGCCAGAAAUCUAGCGAUGGAGUGGGCAGAUCAAGGAAUAACCGUAAAUUGCUUAUCACCAGGAUAUGUACAUACGGAUAUGAACGCAGGUUUGAAGGACGAUCCUGAAUUCGAAAAGAAGGUAGCUGCCAGUACAAUGUUGAACAGAAUUAGCACUCCGGAUGAACAAGCUGGUACAGCUGUUUUCCUUUUGUCAGAUUAUGCUUCUUAUAUCACUGGUACUCAAUUGAUCGUAGAUGGUGGUUUACACAGCUGGUAG
Messenger RNA from Kwoniella shivajii, 777 nucleotides. RefSeq lists its product as uncharacterized. Gene Ontology annotation, cellular component: intracellular anatomical structure. The record is from RefSeq and is a predicted model, not a curated record. The transcript has 9 exons. Bases 1 to 777 code for a protein of 258 amino acids. Gene Ontology annotation, molecular function: oxidoreductase activity, acting on NAD(P)H, oxygen as acceptor. Lineage: Eukaryota; Fungi; Basidiomycota; Tremellomycetes; Tremellales; Cryptococcaceae.